AUGAGGACUCUGGAAUCACUGCUGCUGCUGGUUUUGGCUUUUACAUUUGCCACUGCAAUAAGGCAAAGAAGUCAGUUCACACGUUACCGCUCAUGGAACUCACGGAUGUAUCCCGUGUGGAAAGAUGGAGACCAAAGAUUCAGAAACUGUUGGUCUGGUGGUGAAGUAACCUUUGAUCUUAAGAAUGAUGCACCCACGCUGACUGGAGCAAGAGCGACCUUCAAUAUUAAUCUCAACUUCCCACCAAACCAGACUGUGCUCUCUGAUGGUCAGGUGGUCUGGGCGCGUAACUGCACCAUCAAUGGACAACAGUAUGUGGAGGGUCAGGCUGUGUAUCCAGAUCGAGACACUCAGUCGACCGGAGUUUUCCCUGACGGCACACCGUUCACCAGGAGCCAGGACAAGAAACCCCACUAUGUGUUUGUGUGGAAGACAUGGGGGCGUUACUGGCAGGUGGCAGAUGGACCAUCCUCCUCACUCACCAUUGGUACAGACAACAUCCCACUGGGCUCCUACAACAUGGAGGUUGUCAUCUAUCACUGCCGUGGCAAAGACAAGUUCAUCCCCCUUGGCUAUGCCUCCACAGUCUUCACUAUCACAGACCAAGUCCCCUUCACCGUAUCACUCAGCCAAGUCAAUGACAUAAACCAGGAUGACACAAACUUCAUCCAGAACCGAGCCAUCGCUUUUAGCGUCAACCUCCAUGAUCCCAGCCAGUACCUCGGUGCCGCUGAUAUCAGCUUCAGCUGGGACUUUGGUGACAACACAGGAACUCUGAUCUCCAGGGAACGCACUGUCACCCACACAUACCUCGCUGUUGGGACUUUCAAACCUCAGGUGGUGUUGAUGGCGAGUAUCCCCAAUGGCUGCGGAAACCCCACUGCUGUGGCUCCUGUUGACGCUUCUGCUGCCCCAGUUGUAAUCGUUAUGGCCUCCACCCCUGGAGCUGUCCCAGCUGACGGAGGAGAUGCAAUUGCCUCUGACGCCACUCCACUUGCUGCCUCUGUGCAGCCAGCUGAAGCUGCCAUAAACACAGAUGAUGGAGAAGUGGUUGUUGAUACAGACACAGAGGUGGUGGAGGUUGCCUCAGUAGCACCUGCAGGAGUUGAUGCAGCUGUUGUUCCAGCAGAACAAGAUCCUGCCAAUACUGGGACAGCCACUGCUGCUGUGGAGACAGAUGCUGCUGCUGCAGGAGAAGUGGCCACUGCUGCCCCUGUCGCACCUGCAGCUGAAGAGCCGGCAGAUGCUGACACAGCAGCCGCAGAUGAAACUGCAGUGGUUAUAGAUGCAGCUGAAGAAAAUGUAGCUGUGAUUGACGCUGCUGCUGCUGCUGCUUCAGUUGCCCCUGUUGCUGAGGGAGAAGAAGCUGCAGUUGACGGAGGAGCCACUGUCCUUCCAGAAGUUGCUGACACUGUUACUGUUGCUCCUGUGGCAGAAGUAGCUGAGGAUCAAGAAACUGAAGUUGUGGCUGCUGCUGCUGCUGCUGAUGUUGCUACAGAGGUUGUCCAAGCUGCAACAGAAGCCCCUGCUGAUAAUGCUGUAGCUCCUGCUGCCACUGAGAGCACAACUGUAGAAGAGGCAGCACCAGCCGAAGCUGCAUUUGCUACUGAGGCCGAAACACUAGAAACAGAGAAUGAGGUUGCAGCUACUGAAGCUCCUGCAGGUGAUGAGACGGUUACAGCUGAAGGUGAAGUUCAAGCAGAGGUGGAAACAGAUCCAGCGCAGAUUGCCCUCGUUGUGGCUAAAAGACAAGCACCGGAGCUGACAGCUGACUGCAUGGUCUACCGUUACGGCUCCCUCGCCACCUCUGUAGAUGUUGUCCAGGGUAUUGAAAGUGUAGAGAUUGUGCAGGUGUCCAAUGUUGUGUCAAUGGCGACAGCGCUGGAUCAGAAUGCUGUGGAUGUCACCAUUACCUGUCAAGGAAGUCUGCCAAGUGAGAUCUGCACAGUCAUUUCGGAUGCUGACUGCAUCACUCCGGUGGAAACGGUCUGUAAUGCAGCUUCACCAUCUCCAGACUGUCAAAUCGUUCUCCGUCAGUUCUUCAAUGACUCCGGAGUGUUUUGUUUGAAUGUCUCUUUGACCAACGAUGUCAGUCUUGCUGUGACGAGUGCUAGAGUCAGUGUAGCAGUAGCCUCUGGAGGUUCCCCAGCUGGAACUGCUGCUACAGUGCUGGGCGUUAUGGUUCUUGCCUGCGUUGUCUGUUGUAUCGGUUUGAUGUACAGGCGGUUCAAGCAGUACCAGCCACUGAGAGACGACCAUGACGUUAAUGGAGGAAGCUCAGUCGUAACAUCAGUGCCUUUGUUGUUGUGGAACUUGCUGAGCCGACAGUCACCAGGAGAAAGCCGUCCACUUCUUCAGGGGAGGGUUGUGUGA
Messenger RNA from Scomber scombrus (Atlantic mackerel), 2373 nucleotides. It is a transcript of the gene pmela, whose product is annotated as premelanosome protein a. Bases 1 to 2373 code for a protein of 790 amino acids. Lineage: Eukaryota; Metazoa; Chordata; Actinopteri; Scombriformes; Scombridae. Gene Ontology annotation, cellular component: melanosome. The record is from RefSeq and is a predicted model, not a curated record. Gene Ontology annotation, biological process: melanosome organization. The transcript has 13 exons.